AUGUCGGCGGUUAGCAGCCUAGCAAUGGGCAAUGCAACUGCACUAGGACUAAGACACGUUGCCGCAUCUCAUGCGUAUAACAGCGCUGCCAACAACAACAGCAGCAACAACACAAGCAUCAGUUUGCAACAGAGUGGUGCUGGUGGUGGUGGUGGUGCUGGUAUUGGUGAUGGUGCUGGUAUUAGUGUGGCCUCACACCACGCACAUUCACAUCCACAAUCCAAAUCGCAAUUGCAAUCGCACCACUCACAACAACAGCAACAACAACAACAGCAACAACACCACUAUUCUAGCAUUCAAGUUCAAUUGGGUGCCGGUGGUGGGGUCGCUGGCGGCGGCGGCGGCUGCGUUGAUGAUUUCAGUAGCUCCUCAACCAACACCUCUUCUUCUUCCUACGCAGCGCAUCAUGCGCUUUUCAACACGCAUCACCACCAGUCCCAACUAAGGCGCGACGAUAACCUCGCCAAAACUAGCUGAAAGUCAUAUCGCGAGCAGCAAGCCCAGCAACAACAGCUUAAGAAGAAGCUAACAGUGGCCAAGCGUGGCCGAAACAUGCAACACAUCGCCAGCAGCAACAAAUUGCCAAGGAACAACAGUUACAGCAAGAGCAACAAAAAACAGCAACCCCAACAACAACAACAAACACACAUAUACAAAAAGCUAAAGCAAACGGCCGUUAGCUUUCAGCAGCUGCGUGACAAUCAAGAUGACGAUCUCAGCAGCAGCGACAGCAGCUCCACAUUUUCAUCGUCCUCGCCGCAGCAUUCGUCGUUGGACUACGAGGCUGAGGACGAGAACGAGGAUAAGCAGCGACUGCGGCGUCACAAGGAUGAGAAUGAUAGUUUAAUACAUGUGCAGAACUUUCUCAAAUGCUUUGGUGCCAAUGCUUUUGCAGGCGCUGCAGCAAGAACAACAACAGCCAUAGCAACAACAGCAACAAUAACAACAACAUCAACGACAGCAGCCGCGGCAACAAAAGUCGUCAUAUCGCCAAAUGCAGCUCUGCGUAGUUGGCGCCAAAGUUAUCGCACUUCAAACAUUACAAUUACACCCACAGUAGCAGCAGCAGCAGCCACAACACAGCAAACUCAUUUUUCUAAUAGCAAGCCACAAAAAUUUCAAAUCAAUACAAAAUUUUUACGUAAGCCGCGCAACAAACUGAUGAAGUUGCUGCCCACAACAACAACAUUGACACAGCAGCAACAACAGCAAGAAGCACAGCAAACGCAGCUAUUUAUCGAUGAUUCCAACGCCAAAUUCAAAGACUUUUCAAUCGACUCGCUAUUGAAUAAGUAAACGUAACACAAUUACAAACUAGCCCUAUUAUUUGUAGCAUAAUUCUUCACACACACUCAUCCACAAACCGCGUUCCUAGAGUCCCAUCCACUAUGACAGAUAUAUUGUAUAUUUUCGUUUAGCCAAUCGUACAGGACGUAACACAUACAUAUUAACAUAGCAAUCGAAUAUUACAUUAUUAUU
This is a messenger RNA of Drosophila grimshawi, 1479 nucleotides long. RefSeq names its product la-related protein Larp4B-like. The transcript has 5 exons. NCBI's taxonomy places the organism in Eukaryota, Metazoa, Arthropoda, Insecta, Diptera, Drosophilidae. The record is from RefSeq and is a predicted model, not a curated record.